This is a messenger RNA of Colius striatus (speckled mousebird), 1777 nucleotides long. RefSeq names its product serine/threonine-protein phosphatase 2A catalytic subunit alpha isoform. Gene Ontology annotation, biological process: peptidyl-serine dephosphorylation; mitotic cell cycle. Lineage: Eukaryota; Metazoa; Chordata; Aves; Coliiformes; Coliidae. Gene Ontology annotation, molecular function: protein serine/threonine phosphatase activity. Bases 180 to 1109 code for a protein of 309 amino acids. The transcript is spliced from 7 exons. Gene Ontology annotation, cellular component: cytosol. The record is from RefSeq and is a predicted model, not a curated record.
GCCGGGGGGGCGGAGGCCGCCAUUACGCGGAGCGGCGCGGCGCGGAGCGGCUCUAGGCCUCGCCUCGCCCCCGGGCCCAGCGCCGCCGCCGUUAAGCCGGGCCCGGGCCUCGAGCGGCCCCAAGCGCCGCGGGGCCCCGCGCCGAGCGGCCCGGCCCGGCCACACGCAGCGCGGCCGCCAUGGAGGAGAAGGGGUUCGCCAAGGAGCUGGACCAGUGGAUCGAGCAGCUGAACGAGUGCCGGCAGCUGAGCGAGAGCCAGGUCCGCAGCCUCUGCGAGAAGGCUAAGGAAAUUCUUACAAAAGAGUCAAAUGUGCAAGAGGUGCGCUGCCCCGUCACUGUCUGUGGAGAUGUCCACGGCCAAUUCCACGACCUUAUGGAACUCUUUAGAAUUGGUGGGAAGUCGCCAGACACAAAUUACUUGUUCAUGGGAGAUUACGUGGACAGAGGCUACUACUCGGUGGAGACAGUGACUCUUCUAGUAGCGCUGAAGGUGCGUUACCCAGAACGCAUUACAAUACUGAGGGGCAACCAUGAAAGCAGACAGAUUACACAGGUGUAUGGCUUUUACGACGAAUGUCUGCGGAAGUACGGCAACGCCAAUGUCUGGAAGUAUUUCACAGAUCUCUUUGAUUAUCUUCCACUUACAGCUCUAGUAGAUGGCCAGAUUUUCUGUCUCCACGGUGGCCUAUCUCCAUCCAUAGAUACACUGGAUCAUAUCAGGGCUCUGGACCGCCUGCAGGAAGUUCCACACGAGGGUCCUAUGUGCGACCUGUUGUGGUCGGAUCCGGAUGACCGUGGUGGCUGGGGCAUAUCUCCACGUGGUGCUGGCUACACCUUUGGGCAAGACAUUUCUGAAACAUUUAACCACGCCAAUGGACUCACGCUGGUUUCUCGGGCUCACCAACUUGUCAUGGAGGGUUAUAAUUGGUGCCACGACCGAAAUGUGGUGACCAUUUUCAGUGCACCCAAUUACUGUUACCGUUGUGGGAACCAGGCUGCUAUCAUGGAACUAGACGACACUUUAAAGUAUUCUUUCCUCCAGUUUGACCCAGCACCUCGUCGUGGAGAGCCCCAUGUCACCCGUCGUACCCCAGACUACUUCCUAUAAACCUCUCCUAACCUUUGUAGAAGGAAGUCCACCUGGCAUUUUAAAGAGCAACAAUAUUUACACGUUUCUGUAAGAAAUCAGGGUUCGUCUCAACUUAAAAUCCCCAUCAUGGACCAAAAUGUGCCAUACAGAGGACGAAGAGCGUUGAGCACAACUUGAGACUGAAUUCCUUCCAACACUAUGUCUAUCCUAUACCCAUCGGUCCAACAGUUUGCCUGCUGUAUUUGUAGUCAUUGUUUUUUCUUCUGGACUGUUCAGAGAGGAAAAGGUAACUCCAAUAACACUUCCAUCUCCUUCAAUGCUUCUUUGUACAUUUUUAGUUCUAGUGCUUAACUAGCAUGAAUUGGGUUGUUUUUGAGGGAAAUGCACACACUAAGUCCUUCCCCUACCGCUCUUCGUUUUAUUGAGAGACCCAUCAACUUAACUGGAGAAAGGAAGUGAUUCCUGCUUGGGAGUACGUUGUCAUACCAGGGAUAAAAGCCUUCCCUUUUCAGCUCAGUGUCCCCCUCCAUGUUGAUCCUGCCUUCUUUGUUUGCAUUUUUUUUUGUUGGGUUUUUUUUUUUUUCGUUUUCUUUAGGUUUUUUUUCUCCUCUGUAUAUUUGUCCUGGAAGUGCUUGCAAUCCUUCUCGCUGUACCUGAACCAAUAAACUUGCCAUUGUCAGCCCCCA